AUGGCGAACGACGUUCCUACAACCAAUUUGAACAUAAAAGAAUUUAACAGUGCAACUUGUAAGUGGAGUACAUACGUGAGCCAGUUGAAGGCGUGGUUCGACAUACAUAACCUAAACGCUGCAUCACGUACUAAAUAUUUGAUUGCUGUAGUGGGUGCGGAAACUUUGGAUUUAAUUAUCGAUUUAUGUUACCCUAAAAAACCCGAGGACUUAAAUUUCGAUGAAAUCGCGACGAAAGUGCGCAACCACCUAAUUCCAAAAAAAUGUGAGAUCGCCGAACGGAUGUCUUUUCGCGCUUGCAAACAAGAAGCCGGUCAAUCUUUGAACGAUUUCAUGGCACGGUUGAAACAGAUGGCGAGGAAUUGCAAUUUUGAAGGAACUAAAUAUUUGGAAGAAAAUCUGAGGGAUCAGUUUGUUUACGGAAUUCGUAGUGAUACCAUUCGCUUUCGAUUAUUAACGGAAGAGACUUUAACGUACGCUCGAGCGACAGAGAUUGCGUUAUCUUUGGAAGCCGCCGAUCGAGACUCGCGAGCGGCAGCGGAGCCGCAUGGGCAGGCGGAAGCGGUGCACGCGGUGUACGGCUCGCGGCGGCGCGGGCCAGCGGAGGAGCGCGCGGCGGCGGCGCGAGGCGGCGCGCCGGGCGGCCGGUCGCGACGGAGCGGCGCGGGCGCGGGCGCGGGCUCGCGCAGGCAGCGCAGCGCGGCCGCGGGGCCGACGUGCUGGCGGUGUGCGGGCCAGCACGCUCCAGAUUUGUGUAGUUUCAGUAAAGUGUUGUGUUAUGUGUGCGGCCAGCGUGGUCAUAUAGCCAAGGUUUGCAAAAAGCGUAAAAGUGAAAGGGUUAAUCACUUGGAGAGUGAUGAAUCGAGUGUCGGUGAAGAGUUUACGGACAAUUGUGAGACUGUAGGUAUUUAUACGAUGGAUAUAUGUGGCGAGAAGUACGAUAAUAGUCCUUGUGUUAAGCCGAUGGCUCGUUUGAUUCCAUACUCACUUCGUAACGCGGUCGAUAAAGAAUUAGCCCGUCUCCAACAAGAAGGUAUAAUCUCACCCGUGGACACCAGCGAGUGGGGUACUCCUAUUGUACCGGUUAUUAAAAGUAAUGGAGAUAUUCGUUUGUGCGGGGAUUUUAAGAUAACAUUAAAUCCGGUGUUGUUAGACGACAAAUAUCCGAUUCCUAGAAUCGAAGACAUUUUUUGUGAGUUGCAAGGAGAAAUCAAGAGAAUGUUGUCAGAUGACCUGGUGUUGGUCCAUUAUAACCCUAAUUUACCAUUGCGCUUAUAUUGUGACGCGUCGCCGUACGGUGUCGGCGCGGCCCUAAUGCAGCGCGACGCUAACAAUGCACCCGAUUCCGAGCGUCCCGUGGCUCACGCGUCGCGUACCUUGACUGCGUCCGAACAAAAAAGUAUUCCGCGCAUGGUGGCGGGGCGGUUGCAGCGUUGGGCGGUUAUUUUAGCGGAAUAUAAUUAUAGAAUUGAGUGCGUUCGAUCAGAUAAGAAUUGCGUGGCGGACGCGUUAUCGCGAUUGCCGUCCAAACAAUUAGACGCUGCGGUGGCUCACGAUGGCAAACAGACUACUUAG
Molecule: messenger RNA, 1575 nt
Organism: Colias croceus (clouded yellow)
Lineage: Eukaryota; Metazoa; Arthropoda; Insecta; Lepidoptera; Pieridae
Exons: 6
Coding region: 1-1575 (524 amino acids)
Molecular function (GO): zinc ion binding; nucleic acid binding
Source: RefSeq, a predicted model, not a curated record